Molecule: messenger RNA, 282 nt
Organism: Penicillium chermesinum
Lineage: Eukaryota; Fungi; Ascomycota; Eurotiomycetes; Eurotiales; Aspergillaceae
Exons: 1
Coding region: 1-282 (93 amino acids)
Source: RefSeq, a predicted model, not a curated record
AUGAAUGCCGUAGAGAAGCUUGGGAAGCUUGGGAAGAUUGGGAAGAUUGGUACUGGGAAGACUGGGAAGAUUGAAACUGGGAAGACUGGGAAGAUUGGGAAGAUUGGUACUGGGAAGAUUGGGAAGAUUGGGAAGAUUGGGAAGAUUGGGAAGAUUGGGAAGAUUGGGAAGAUUGGGAAGAUUGGGAAGAUUGGGAAGAUUGGGAAGAUUGGGAAGAUUGGGAAGAUUGGGAAGAUUGGUAUUGGGAAGACUGGGAAGACAGGUCCUUGGUUGUCUACGUAG